AUGCAGGAGGAUGACCAGACUUUUGCAGAACUCGCUGCAAAGGAGCUUCAGGUGAAGGUGAAGAAGCAUGCUGCACCACGCGCCGUGGUGAGUUUUGAACUUUGGGAGGCACGCUUAAGCACUGGUUUGUUUCCAGCGCCCUUUAAUCAGCUGCUCUGCAAGCGCUCGUCGCCCAAGGCUUCAGCACGCGGCAGGAAGGGCCCCUCCAUCCAUGGAGACUACAUUUCGGACCAUGCGGAAGGCCAAUACUUCAAGAUCCACUGCAAUCGCCCUCGAGUGCAGCUGCAGAUGCCACUCCUGCGUCGCUGCUGGGCAUGGAUGUUUCCUCCGCAGCCCUGGUUCGCUCCACCUGCUGUCACUGGAGAAAGGCCAUCGAGCGAGUUGAAGGUCGAAGCGACGCUGCAAGAUGCUCAUGUGUUGCUACUGGAGAAGUUCGAGGAGGCGCCUUUGAUCUCUGCCCUGACCAACAUGAAGUAUCAGCUCUUGUCCCGGCAGCAAUUGCAGGAAUGGUCGAUGAACUUUGAGAACCCCGAGGUCUUCUUUAGUCAUGGCUGGACCGCAGUGGUCGAUUUUGAGCUCCGUGCGGAGUCGAAAAAUCGCCGCUUGGCCACGGCCCAGCACUUGGCCUUUGAUGUGGCCACUGGCACCUCGCCAGCCACCGGUGCAGGUCCAUCGACCGAACGCCCCGACAUGCAACAGCCACGAUGCUCAAGACGCCUUCGGUGUCAGGAGCUGCGUGGCAGCCUCUCCAACCGAGACUUGCAAGUCUGGGUUGCCUGCGUGAAGCAUGCGUGGGGCAUGGAAGCGACGGAUGGGAAGGAAGAGAACGGUCAAGAGGAGUCCAACGAGAAUGCGGUGAACUCACUGGAGUUCAACUUCAACGAUGCCAAAGUGACUCUUCUGAGUGAGCAUGAACCAGGUUCACGUUGGCCCUUCUUGGAGCUCCGAGCCUCCGAGCUCUGUCUGGGUCACUUGCAGCGCUACAAGGAGAAGCGCCUCAACGGGCGAGCACAGCUGAGCCUUUGGCUCUUCAAUCCGCUGGCUGCGGGGUGGGAGCCAUUGCUGGAGGGUCAGCCGAUCGAUCAAUCGGAACCAAGGCAGGGCGGGUGUGCACAGGAUCAGCGCCGGCGUCGGGGCAUUCGGCUCCACGGGACUCCGUGA
This is a messenger RNA of Durusdinium trenchii, 1161 nucleotides long. The record is from the annotation of a GenBank genome assembly. Lineage: Eukaryota; Dinophyceae; Suessiales; Symbiodiniaceae.